AACAAUUCUUUAGAAGAAUGGAUUUGCUCUCCUUUUCUUGUGUACGACCACAUACGAUCUUUUCUAAAAGAUAUUAUUUAAAAGUAUUAGAUGAUGAAGUUAUAAUAUCUGCAGUAACCUAACCUUGUUAUUUUUUAAGUUCAACAAUUUCAAGAAUCCUAAAUAUAGACUAGAACUCAAUUUAUCAACCUAAAUUCUUUGGAAAAUGGGAAAGUCACAUUUAAAAGCAUUUGGAAUAUUUUACCAGAAUAAAAUCAAAUAUUUUGAAGCUACACAUGCCAAUUUGGAAUAGUUCAAAUAAUUGGUAGGAGGAAGAGUAAUCUAUAGAAACAUGGCUUCAUUCUAUGAACCAACAUUAUUCAUUGGUGAAGGAUUGUCUGCAAAGGUAUUGCCUAAUUUAUUAAACUAAUUUAGGUGUAUCGAAGCAUAGAGAAACAAACCUAGAAGGCAGUUGCGGUAAAAAUGAUUAAACAAGAAUUUGGCAAAGAGGAACAAGCCUUAGUAAGUGAUUAAAUGUAUCGCAUUUAGAACAUAGUCAAAACAGAAGUACAAAUUUUGCAGUCGCUAAAUCAUCCCAACAUUAUAAAAGUGCUUGAGGUUUAUGAAAAUGACCAGACAUUUUGGAUUGUUUAAGAGUAUGUCUAAGGAACUCCUUUGAGCGAUAUAUUAAAAUAAAAACUACCAACUGAAUAGAUAAAGAAGAUAAUGAGAGUAUAUAACCAUCAUAUAUCAAUAGAGUCUGUUAGAUACUAUAAGUUAUUUGCAAUCACUAAGAAUUGUGCACCGAGAUAUAAAGCCAGAAAACAUAAUAGUGGAAAAAAAUGGUUAAAUUAAGGUGAUUGAUUUUGGAUUUGCAGCGAAUCUGAAAUUUGGCUCUGUCAGCAGCGUGUGCGGAACACCAGGCUAUUAUGCGCCAGAAGUACUUAGAUCAAAAGAAUCAAGUUUUAAUUCUGAUAUGUUCAGUGUUGGAGUUGUAUUAUUCAAUUUGUACUAAGUUUUAACUAAAUUAGAAUCACAAAUUAGCCCAUGCUUAAAUCAAAAAUGUACAAUGCUCAACAAUAUGUGGAGGAUGAAGAAGCCGCUGAUUUAUUGAAAUAAAUGUUGGAAGUGGACCCAGCUUUGCGAAUUACAGCUUAAUAAGCACUCCAACAUCCAUAUUUCAAAGGUUUUGAAUCAGUUAAUGAGAAACUCUAAUCUUCUGAACAUCAAAUAUUAUAACAGCAAUUACUAAUUAAUUAAUAACAACAAUAUUAACCAUUGAAAAAAAGUAAUCAAAGUUUAGAUGCUAAAACAAUAAAAUCUCUCAGAACUACUAACAUUAUGGACUAAUGA
Messenger RNA from Paramecium octaurelia, 1332 nucleotides. Lineage: Eukaryota; Ciliophora; Oligohymenophorea; Peniculida; Parameciidae. The record is from the annotation of a GenBank genome assembly.